GACUCAUUGACUUCUCCAUCAAUAAUCUUCGUUCAAAAUGUGGAAGACAUCAAUUCCAGCUUACCAAAUGCUGGAGCCAGCGCUCUUCCAAACCAACCGGUGCCUGAGCUGCCAAUUCCGCAGCACCAGAACCCUUUCGAACCUCCGCUCUAUACGCCAUUACGCCACCACCGACAGCACGAAGAAGCCAAGUGAUGCUAGCAAUGCCGAAUUCAAGAUCUCCCCUCGCCCACAAAGAGAGGCGCAACCCCUCCGACGCUCCGUUCCUUUCCAGCAGAACCCGGCCCCAAUCCCCAAACCAUCUUCCAAGCCAGGUGACGCGGACUUCGUACCCCCGGUAUUGAGCCGUCCGAUCGGCGCAGCAGCUCCCCCGCAAGUGGGAGAGAAUACAGGUGUUGAUGCUCGUACAAUCAAGGAACGACGCGACGACUUUGUCGACUACGAUAAGCACAUUGCGCGCCGGAAGGAACUAACGCGACUAGUUGCAAAGCCCUACUUCCGCGAAUGGUCAAACCUGCAAUACCACAAGGGUAAGACCUUCAUCUCGAAUCCACGAAUCUUCCGCGCCGACAAGGCUCUUUACUUCCCCAACCUUUCCGGCAUUACUCUCGCCUCCCCGAAAGAUCGACAAGAUACCACAGCCAUUUUCCGCGGCAAAGUUAGCGUCGUGAACCUCUUCAGCAGUCUGUGGGGUGAGGAACAAACAACUACAUUCACUGGCAAUUUCUCAGGCGAAGACAGGAAUCCCGCACUAAAGGAAUUGCUUGCGCAGAAUUCCAAGUACGCGCAAAGAGUCGAUCUCAACCUCGAAGAAAACCGCAUGAAGGCAUGGCUGGUCAGACGGUUUUUGGGUGGCGUGCGCAAGAAGUUCCCUGUCGAACAGCACCCGCGCUACUUCUUGAUUGAGAAGGGAUUUGAUGAGUCCUUGAAGGAAGCGGUUGGUAUGGUAAAUAAAUUCGUGGGAUACGUUUAUCUCGUCGACGCCGAUUGUCGGAUUCGAUGGGCGGGCAGUGGACCAGCUCAUCCCGACGAGGUCGAGGCCAUGCAUACAGCAUUGGAAAAAUUGAUUGCCGAGCAAAAGGCUGCUGUUGAGUUGCAGUCGUCGACUCCUCGCUAA
Molecule: messenger RNA, 1117 nt
Organism: Penicillium pulvis
Lineage: Eukaryota; Fungi; Ascomycota; Eurotiomycetes; Eurotiales; Aspergillaceae
Product: mitochondrial ATPase complex subunit ATP10
Exons: 2
Coding region: 38-1117 (359 amino acids)
Biological process (GO): mitochondrial proton-transporting ATP synthase complex assembly
Cellular component (GO): mitochondrial inner membrane
Source: RefSeq, a predicted model, not a curated record